CAUUUGGAGUUCCUCAUUAGGAACUCCACUUAAGCACUCAUUUUUGACAGAUUUCCCUUAUAACAAUGAAAAUUCUGCGUGAAGAAAAAGGUUCUGGUGUUUUUUGCCGCGUUCAGGCAUUCGUCUUCGGUAUUUUACUCAACUGCAAUCUUUUCCUUGCCGCAGGGCGUGGGCCCACGCAGCUGCGCAAAGCACUUACAGUGGAUUAUUUCGAGAACUGCGAGCAGAAGGUGUACCCAGUCAGGACAAACUUCUCAUUCGCACGGAAUGGCUCGCUGAUUAUCAUCAAUGGCGAAGAAAUUAUUGAGAGGGAUUCAAAGGAUAUCAUUUCGAUUCUGUUCAGGAUCGAAAAAUGCAAGGAUAAGUCGAACCCCGACACGUGCGAAUACUAUACAACGUGGAAGUUUGAUAAUUUUUGUGGCUUGAAAGUCAUGCCCUUUUACUCACUCGUCAUGGAGGCUCACACUCCGCCAAUGACCUGUCCUCUAAAGAAAGGUCGUUACGCGGUGAAAGAUGCCAAGAUAGAGUCUGGUCUUGUUGCGCAAUUUUUGGGCCGCGGCGAAUCGAGCAGAGUUUUGUGGAAAUAUCAUAUUGUCAUGCGCGAGAAUAAUCAACCGAUAACUUGCAUAAAUCUCGGAUUUAGGAUUGUUGAUGUGCGAAUUAGACACUGAAAUAAAUGCGAUGAUAGUUGAUAA
This is a messenger RNA of Bemisia tabaci, 695 nucleotides long. RefSeq lists its product as uncharacterized. Lineage: Eukaryota; Metazoa; Arthropoda; Insecta; Hemiptera; Aleyrodidae. The record is from RefSeq and is a predicted model, not a curated record.